CUACUGCUAAAAGAAAAAGAAAGGAGGUACGGUGUUGAUAUUAAAUAAAAAGUAUAUCCACAAUGAAUCAGAAUGAAACAAUGGAGGAAAUAUAUGUGGAAGAAGAAGAAGUUGAGAGGGUAAUACAAAGCCUUCCAAAGGUUAACUUAAAGAGCAGCUCACUACAAAUGAUAAAGUAUCAAGGUUUCUGGUAUUACCUUGAUAGUGAAACUCCUAAAUUUAGAAAUGUCCUUACCUUUCAAAAACACUUUGUUGCACAAGACACAGAUAUCUUUGUUACUAGCCUCCCUAAAACUGGUACUACAUGGUUAAAAUCUCUACUCUUUGCAAUUAUUAACCGUCUCAAAUAUCCCAUUGAUCAAAACCCUUUACUCACCCACCAUCCACAAGAACUUGUAUACAAUCUAGAAAGUGGUGUUUAUGGUGAAGCCCUAGCUUAUCCUCACCCAUGCCAUCUUAAAGAGCUUUUAUCACCUCGGGUUUUUGGCACUCACAUCCCUUAUACAUGUCUUCCUGAAUCUAUCAAGACUUCCGAAUGUCGGAUUUUGUACAUUUGUCGAAACCCUUUGGACACACUUGUGUCUAGGUAUUAUUUCAUUCCUCAAUACGCGAAAAUUACUAAAGAAGAUGAUCUUGUACCUAAUGGUUUUGAAAAUUUCUUUGAGGAUUAUUUUGAUGGGAAAUGCUUAUUUGGGCCUUUCUUUGAACAUGUUCUUGAGUAUUGGAAGUUAAGUUUAGAGCAACCAAAUAAGGUGUUGUUUCUUAAGUACGAAGACUUGAAAGAUGAUCCUACAUAUCAAUUGAAGAGGGUGGCUGAAUUUAUAGGUAUGCCAUUUUCUAUACAAGAAGAAAGUGAAGGUGUCAUAAAACAAAUUAUAGAGUUGUGCAACAUUAAGAAUAUGAAGGAGUUGGAGGUUAAUAAGAGUGGAGUUGUUGGCAAAUACUUCGAGAAGAAAAGCUUCUUUAGGAAAGGGGAGGUGGGGGAUUGGACUAAUCAUUUUACACCAAAUAUGGUGGAGAGGAUGAAGAAACUCAUGGAAGAUAAACUUGAGGGUACUGGUUUAUCCUUUAAAUUGCUCCCUAACUAAUUGAUGAUGUGCACUGCUUCCUCUCCCUUAUCUUGUAUUGUUUUCUUAAUGCUUUUAUUUGCUUCCCUUAGUUCCUUCAUCACCUAUCUUUAUGAAUAAAUGUUUAAUUAGUUCUCUCUUUUGGAUGUAAUUUGUGUUGAAUCUAAUGAAUCCGCCAAGCUUUUAUUCUCUA
Messenger RNA from Beta vulgaris subsp. vulgaris (sugar beet), 1260 nucleotides. RefSeq names its product cytosolic sulfotransferase 5. Gene Ontology annotation, molecular function: sulfotransferase activity. The record is from RefSeq and is a predicted model, not a curated record. Gene Ontology annotation, cellular component: cytoplasm. The transcript has a single exon. Bases 63 to 1088 code for a protein of 341 amino acids. Gene Ontology annotation, biological process: sulfation. NCBI's taxonomy places the organism in Eukaryota, Viridiplantae, Streptophyta, Magnoliopsida, Caryophyllales, Amaranthaceae.